GACUUAAAAUUACGAGGAAACCCUCCAAAAAUCUCAUACACCCGAACGUUAAAACCGUGAUUGGCAUUCGCAUAGAAGGAACCACUCCUCAACGGGAAAUCAAAUUUAUAUUUAUAAAAAAAAUCUCUCCGUUGGGUGUUUGAAAGAUUGAGCUUGGCCACUGUGUUUUUGAUGCGAUCAAUGGUGUGUUCUGGUAAUAGAGACAUGGCGAUGGGAUCCGACAGAUCGUAUCCUCUUCACAAUUUCAAUCUCCCAUGUUUGAAGUGGGGGAAUCAGAGGUAUCUAAGGUGUAUGAAACUUGGUGAUGCUUCCGCCGCCGCCACCGCCACCGUCACCGACGAAUCUUCCUCCGCCUCCGUUGCUGAUCGUCAUCGUCGUCGUCGCUUUCAGAGACGCCGAUCUCCCCCGUCGAAAUUUGAGGGCUUGAUGGUUGGUGGGAUGAGGCGGCAAGAAUCGGCGUCGUCUCCGACCAAAGAUUAUGGGAGGGAGCAACGCUUGAUGAUUCCGAAGGGAGAGACCGCGGAGGGGAUCGAGGCUGUUAGGGAGAAGAUUAUGAAGGAUCUUAAAACGGCGGCGGAUAAGAUCAAAGAUGCAAUUUUUAGGGACAAAGUCUCCGACGGUGAUAAGAUGGUGGUCGAUGAGAAUGAAUUCAAAGAGCCUAAACAGAAAUGGAAAGACAAAGAAAAAGAGAAGGAAGAAUCGCCGACGGUGGAGGUGGAGGUGGAGGUGGAGGUGGAGGCGAGGCCGUGGAAUCUCAGGACGAGGCGUGCGGCGUGCAAGGCUCCGAUUGAUGAUGGAGAAACGAACAGGAACCACAGUUCUCCGACGAAGAAUGAGGUGAUCAGCUCAUCCAGAGUAAGAGUGAGAGGACCGUCGGUGGCGUCGGCGACGGCGGCAGAAGAGAACAAAAGAGCACGACCGAAAUUCUCGGUGCCGCUGUCGAAGAAAGAGAUCGAGGAGGAUUUCAUGGUGAUGGUUGGGCGUCGCCCUCGAAAAAGGCCAAAGAAACGCGCACGUUAUGUUCAAAGGGAACUGGAUUCGUUGUUCCCGGGCUUACAACUGACGGAGGUGAGGGUGGAUUCUUACAAGGUUCCGGAGGUGAUUGAAAACGGCAAUGUAGGUUGAAGUAAGAUUUAAAAACUGAUUGAAAACGGCAAUGUAGGUUGAAGUAAGAUUUAAAAACUCUCACCUUAUUUUACCUCUGGUUCACCAAAGAAAUGAAAUUUAAUUGUGGUGCAGAGAUAGUGAAGUGUGGGCAUGGAUUGUUUGUGUAAGCUGACAUAUGGUAAAUUGCUGACCGUAACUAGUCAAAUGGGAAUAUUUCAUAUAAAUGUUGAAUUUCCCAGCAA
Molecule: messenger RNA, 1349 nt
Organism: Gossypium raimondii (Peruvian cotton)
Lineage: Eukaryota; Viridiplantae; Streptophyta; Magnoliopsida; Malvales; Malvaceae
Exons: 2
Coding region: 172-1125 (317 amino acids)
Source: RefSeq, a predicted model, not a curated record